Messenger RNA from Pygoscelis adeliae (Adelie penguin), 2664 nucleotides. RefSeq names its product rho GTPase-activating protein 7-like. Gene Ontology annotation, biological process: regulation of Rho protein signal transduction; actin cytoskeleton organization; signal transduction. The transcript has 10 exons. Gene Ontology annotation, molecular function: GTPase activator activity; protein binding. Lineage: Eukaryota; Metazoa; Chordata; Aves; Sphenisciformes; Spheniscidae. The record is from RefSeq and is a predicted model, not a curated record.
AUGGAGGUGCCGGGGAAGCCCCGCCUGAGGCGAAGCCUCAGCGACGACCCCAGGGGCUCCACCAGCAAGGCAUGGGAUGGCUUCUGGAAGAGUGCACGGGAAAAACGCCUCGCAGCACUGACUCUUGUGAGCACUGUAAGUGAACAAUUUUAUGUUCUCAUUGCAGGAAUUGAAGCCAGAGAAGCCUGCGACUGGCUGAGAGCUGCUGGUUUUCCCCAGUAUGCUCAGCUAUUUGAAGAUAUGCAGUUUCCUAUUGAUGUAAAAACUGUGAGGAAAGAUCAUGAAUUUUUAGAUGGAGAUGCAAUUGAAUCACUAUUCAGACGGCUGAACACAUUGAACAAGUGUGCAUCAAUGAAAGUGGAAAUAAGCCGUCAGAGGAAACGGAGUGAUGACUCGGAAGAUGAUGAACCUUGUGCAAUAAGUAACAAAUGGGCUUAUGAGAGGUGCAGUCAGAGAUGGUCUCGUAUCGAGAGCCUAGAAGGUUUCCCAGGAGAGGAAGGUGCUAGUGCAUCAGUCCCAAGCAGUCCAAUACUGAAAAGCAUCAGCAACGAGGCUUCUGUCUUUUUGGAUCAUGGCGAGAAACAUGAUGUGUCCUCAAUUCACAGUACUAGCAGUGGUGACAGUGACAUUGUUAGCUUCCCAAAACCUUUUGAAGAUGUGGAAACCAGCACGAGUUCCUCAAGAUGUUCCUCAAUUAAGGUGGCUUCACUGGACUCUACCUUUAGUUGUUCUCCUCCCCCCAGUGAAUUUUUAAAUAUCACCAGUGAGGAGAAGCUUUUGGAUAAAUCGCCAUGUAAAAAGAGGAAGAGCCUUCUAAAGAAAAUGGAGAAGUUGCAUUUAAGGAGCUGCAACUUAAGGAGUGGUCAGUCAAAGGCCAAACCCAUAAUAAGUGAACCUGUUCUUCUGGAGGGACUUAACGAAGAAAAGAUGAAGAUGCUGAACUGUGUAAAUAUUUCUGACCUCUCUGGCAUCCAAACAAAGAACAAUUCUUCCUUUUCUCGACAGAGUUGCAAUAGCAGCAAUCGGUCUGAAAAUAGCAGCACAGUGAGCACUCCAAGUCCUGCUAUAAAACCACGAAGCCACUGUGAAGGAAGGGGGGUGUAUGCAGAGGACUUGGAUUCUAGCAAGGUCUUGCUGUGGAAUGAUCUAUCUCAGCAAAAUCUAAAAAAUGACAUGAAGUUACAAAUGAACCAGAUGUUUCAAAUACCACAAGGCCAUAAACCAGGCACUUUCCCCAAAGCACUUACAAACAGUUCCCUGUCUCUUGUAGACGACAACUCUUCCGUCAACUGGAGAACUGGGAGUUUUCAUGGGUGCAGAAGCAGCCAGAGCAGAAGCGGUUCCAAGGACUCCAAAGCCCCCAGGAGCCCCCUUUCAUGCACAGAUAACAGGCUAAGUGUAUAUGACAACAUGCCCAAUGUUGAACUUGAUAAGUUGGAGGCAAUAGAAGUUGGUGAUGAGGAUGUUUUUACAGAACUGAACAAUGUUAUAGAAGAUGUCAAUGGUCUCAAAAAGUUGGUUGAUCAGUGGACAGAGAAGUUCUCAGAUGAUGUGGAUUCUGACUUUGCCAGUGACUUGACCUCUUUGUAUCCAUCCUCACCUAAAGAAAUCUGUCUUGAAACAGAGGGCUCAACAGCAGACCUCCCAACCACUGAGGGAGAGAGCAGCUGUGAACUGGGCAAGGAGAUCAGUUCUGCAGACCUGGCAUACGUGACAGACUCUAAAAAGACCAACAGGCAUGGGAAGCAACACUGGUCUGUGGAAGAGAGCGUGAACUUGGAAAGCCUUCCCACCCAGACUGAUAGCCAGUCAGCUGCCCAGCUAGCCCGGACACAAAAGCUGGCUUUGUUGAAACUCACUGCUUUAAUGGACAGAUACUCCCCGUCCAGUAAGCAGGGUUGGAACUGGACCAUACCAAAGUUCAUUAAAAAAAUAAAAGCCUCUGACUACAAGGACAAAAAUGUGUUUGGGGUCCCUUUGCUCCUGAAUGUUCAGCGAACAAGCCACCCAUUGCCUAACGGCAUACUGCAAGCACUGGACUAUCUAAGAAGCCACUUUCUUGACCAGGUUGGCCUGUUCCGAAAAUCCGGUGUUAAAUCCAGGAUUCUGUCUUUAAGAGAAAUGAACGAAACCAACCCCAACAACGUAUGUUACGAAGGGCAGUCAGCAUUUGAUGUGGCCGAUAUGGUGAAGCAGUAUUUCCGAGACCUUCCCGAGCCUAUAUUUACUAGCAGGCUCUGUGAAUCCUUCCUCCACAUCUAUCAAUACGUGCCGAAGGAUCAGCAGUUUCAGGCUGUCCAGGCUGCUAUUCUUCUUCUCCCAAAGGAAAACCGAGAAGCUUUGAAAAUCCUCCUGUUCUUUCUACGAGAUGUGGUUGCUUUUGUUGAGGAAAACCAGAUGACCCCAACCAACAUUGCUGUCUGUCUUGCACCUUCUUUGUUUCACCUUAACACCCUGAGAAGGGAUAGUUCCUCCUCCUCCACUAGAUCUAGUCAGAGGAAGUGCAGCUUGGGGAAGCCAGACCAGAGGGAGCUGAGUGAGAACCUGGCAGCAACGCAGGGCUUGGCCCACAUGAUAAUGGAGUGCAACAGACUCUUCCAGGUACGUCACUUGCUGUAGCAAAGCAAAAGCCCUGAGCAGCCUGAUGCAGGUGGCCUGCUUUGA